This is a messenger RNA of Dentiscutata erythropus, 354 nucleotides long. The record is from the annotation of a GenBank genome assembly. Lineage: Eukaryota; Fungi; Glomeromycota; Glomeromycetes; Diversisporales; Gigasporaceae.
AUGGCUAAAACUAAAACCAACAAAUCAGAUUCGGAGCUUCGGGUUCAGCCAUCAGCGGCCACGAAUGCUAACAUGUCAAAAUCAGCACAACGAGAUACCAAAUCCCAUGUUUCUCACAUCUCACAGGAUUAUUGUGAUGUCAAAGAAGGCAAAAAAGGACAACCUCACGAACUUCAUGAAAAAUAUGUUCAUCCUUCUACAAAUCAUGAUCCUAAAUUAGCUUUUAAUCAAAAAAUGGACAUUGAACGAGAAAGUCGUAAACAGCAUGCGGAUAAAGAAAUUGAAGCGGAAGAACGAGAAAUUGAGAAAAGUAAAAAUGAAAGUCAAAGCAAGAAGAUGCCAGUUAAGAAAUAA